UGCAAAACAUCUCGAAUAAAUCCUUCAGCAGUCAUGAUGAUGGCAUUAAAGAAAGGUGUUAAACGAAAUCUUCUGAUACUUUUAUUAUUCAUCUGUAGUUAUCUUUUCGUCUCUUACGUUUUGGAGGGUCGCGAAAAUGGUGAUAACAAAAGGAAAAUAAUUUUAAUUGAGGAAUCAAUUCGUUCUCUGGCAAAUCAGGGAAAAUGUAAAGUUCCAGUUUUACCGCAUGAUGCACCUGAGAUGAUGAAAUUCAUAAAAAAUGAGCCUUUACUUGACUGUGGAACUGAAGAAGAUUGGGUAGUCUGUUCAAUAUCAUUGUGCGCGAUUAAAAAACGAAUAAUUGAAGCCAAGGGCGGAUUUAUUUCUUGCGAGUUCACAGAUAUUAUCAGAAAAGACGAUUACCAAUUCGAAUAUGGUUCAACAACACGCUCAACAAAUCGUUAUUUAUUACAGAAUUCUGAUUUCGUCGAAGCUAAAUGUAAAGCUAGUGAUGGUAGUAAAUGGUCUGGAAUACUUAUUGGCAUAAGAAAAGAUGUCGAAAUUCUCAAACGAAGAAAGGAACUUAAGGGUGUCAAUGUUUUAAUGUUUGGCUUUGAUUCGCUCAGUCGAAAUGCUUUUAUCAGAACGUUACCGAAAUCCUACGAAUAUCUUACGAAAGUUUUAAAUGCCGAUGUUCUCAAAGGAUACAAUAUUAUUGGCGAUGGGACACCACAAGCAUUAAUUCCAUUGCUAACAGGUUUCACUGAACUUGAAUUACCUGAAACACGCAAACGAAAAUUUCUUUCCACUCAUGUCAAUGUUUAUCCGAUGAUUUGGAAUCAAUAUAGAGAUGCAGGCUAUGUAACUGCUUUUAAUGAAGAUAAACCGGAUAUUGGCACAUUCAGUUAUCGAUUAAAUGGUUUCGAUAAACAACCUACAGACCAUUAUAUGCGGACUUAUUAUCAAGCUGUUCAAAACAAGUUGAAAUCUUAUAAAAAACUUUGUAUUGGAGAGAAGACGCGACACCAAAUCAUGUUAGACUACACCAAAGAUUUUCUAGAGAAAUAUAACAACACGAAUCCCAGUUUCAUCUUUAGCUUCCACGCUGAAUUAUCUCAUGACUCAAUAAAUUUGAUAAGUGUUGCUGAUGAUGAUGUUGAACAUUGGUUGAAAGACAUGAAAUCAUCAGGUAUUCUUAACAACACAAUUCUCAUCAUGAUGUCAGAUCAUGGAAAUAGAUUUGCAGAAAUACGAAACACAUUGCAAGGGAAAUUGGAGGAAAGACUGCCGUUUUUCUCUUUCGUGUUUCCUGAAUGGUUCAAAAGAAAAUACUCGUCGCAAUAUAGAAACUUUCAAUCUAAUGUUGAUCGCUUAACAACGCCUUUUGAUAUUCAUGAAACUCUUCAAGAUAUUUUGAAUGUUCAACUUCGUGGAAACAUUAUAAGAUCUAAUCACAAUCGAGCAAUCUCAUUAUUUAAUCGAAUUCCUGAACAUCGUUCAUGUGCAGAUGCUUUUAUUGAGCCUCAUUGGUGUUCAUGUUUGUCAUGGCAACCUUUAAAUGACUCAACAUCGGAAGAGGUUCUCAGAGCUGCAAAAGCAGUCGUCGACUCAAUAAAUAAAUUCACAUCAGACUAUCGUGACGUCUGUCAUGAACUUCAACUCGGAGAAAUUAAUUGGUCGGGGAAACUCAUUCCACAGAAGAAUCUCCUUAGAUUUAAAACAAACAAAGAUACUGACGGCUUUCUUGCCGAUUUGUCAGCUGAUACCAAAGUCACUAACGAUAUGUACCAAGUGAAGAUUACAACAUCACCAAGCAAUGCUAUUUAUGAAUCAAGUAUUCUCUACGAUUUUAUUAAAAAUGAAUUUCGUACUCGUAACAUCAGCUCAACGUCUGCUGUUCAACAAAUGAUUAAGCCACCUAUUCAAGUUUUUGGCAUCGAAGGCCGCUAUGCAACAGCACUUUUCUCAGCUGCAUCAAAACAAAAGUCUCUUGAAGCAGUAGAGAAGGAUUUGGUGAAAUUCCAAAGUUCCAUGAAGCAAGAUCCAAAGUUGCGUGACUUCAUUAUCAAUCCAACAAUUAAGAGAAGUUUGAAAGCAGAUGCUUUGAAUAAAGUUGCAGCUCAAGUCAAAUUCAAUCCUGCUACUGGCUUCUUAUUGGAACAACUUGCUGAAAAUGGACGUUUGAUGAAGUUAGAUGCUGUUAUCAAUGCUUUCAGGCUCAUUAUGGCUGCAAACCGAGGUGAAAUUGUGUGUGAAGUCAUCACUGCCAAGCCACUUGACGGUGCUCAACGUAAAGAGUUGGAAGCACAAUUGAAAAAAUUUAUCAAACCAAACGAGAUCAUUCAACUCACAGCUAAAGUUGACCCAUCAAUCAUCGGUGGCAUGGUUGUUUCAAUUGGUGACAAAUAUAUUGACAUGAGCGUCGCUAGUAAAGUCAAGAAAUACACAGAUUUGAUUUCAGUUCCCGUUUAAAUCAUCUCUCAAACCCUUCGCUUAAAAUUCCAAUUAAAAGUGAAAUUUCUUCGAUUCAGAGACAGAAUAAAAAUUAAACAAAGCAUUGAAAUUUGCAUCCUGUGAGAUCAUUGUAGUAAAAUAAACGCAAAAAAGCUGGAAAUAAAAAUAAUUGAUUUAAAAUUAAAAGAAA
This is a messenger RNA of Clunio marinus, 2623 nucleotides long. Lineage: Eukaryota; Metazoa; Arthropoda; Insecta; Diptera; Chironomidae. The record is from the annotation of a GenBank genome assembly.